AUGAAUAAGGAAGUGUGUGAAAGCUUUGUGAGUAUAUGGGAGGAUUUUCCCGAUACAUUGACCGAUGAUGAAAAGUAUCAAUUUAAUGAUAAAACUUUUUUAAAUAGUUAUUGUUUUAAAUAUGAAUGUGGUGGUCCUCUCGAAAAAAUGGAUGCUGUAUUUUUUCAUUUGAUUAAUAAAUUCUUUGGGAGUUCUGGUUUGUUUAAUAAUAAUGUAAAAAAUAAUAUCAAUGCUAUUGAAUACAUUCUCAUAUGGUUAAGUCAUAUGUUAAACCUAAAGGAUAACACAGGAAACAUUCUAACAAAUUUUUAUAAAAUAUAUAUUUAUAAUCAAGAAAAGUAUAAAAAUCCUAUAAAUGGUGUUGAUGGUUGUAGAAAUUAUAAUGAUCUUAUAUAUACAAAAAAAGAAUUGAUGGAAAUUACUAAUGAAAAAUUGUCUAAAUUUUAUGCUCCAUUUAAAUCAUUAUGUAACAUGUAUAGUAGAUUUAAUGAUAGAACAUCAGAUUGCACAAAAUGUUUGAGUGAUGCUAAUGAAUUUGUUGAAACAUAUAAUAAACUUAAUGGAGAUUCUAGUAUUACUAAUGAUAGUUCCUUUAAUAAACUAUUGUGUACUUUAUCAAAUGAUUAUGAUAAUUUUAAAAAGAAAUAUAGUGAUGUUAAAUGUCCCAAUUCAUCCUUCCCAGCGAUAGAAAAACCAAAAAAAUGUGUACAAAGUUUUGAACAAAAUCCUGAACAACAUGUACAAAGAUUAGAACCAAUUUCUCAAGAUGCAUCAUCAAGUUCAUCGGUAACAAACAAAUUAUUUACAGUUUUAUCGAUAUUUGGUGCAAUAGCAUUUCUUUUAGGAAUUUCUUACAAGUAUUCGUUAUUUGGAUUUCGGAAACGAUUUCAAAAACAAAAAUUAAGAGAAAAAAUAAAAAAUAUAAAGAAGAGAAUGAAUCAUUAA
Messenger RNA from Plasmodium yoelii, 945 nucleotides. Its product is annotated as PIR protein. Lineage: Eukaryota; Apicomplexa; Aconoidasida; Haemosporida; Plasmodiidae. The transcript is spliced from 3 exons. Bases 1 to 945 code for a protein of 314 amino acids. The record is from RefSeq and is a predicted model, not a curated record.